AUGAAAAGAAAACGUGUACAGUCAACAUCAAUAUCGUCAAGUAGUGGAACAGAAUCAUCCACGAUAGAUGUAACAACUAAGUAUACGCCUACUUCUGUCACAGAUGUAACAACAAUAUUGCCACCCACAACUGUUACAAUUGCACCUACGAUACAUGUACCUACCAUAAAUGUAUCACCAACCUACAUACCUAUUACUACAGAUGUUUCCACAACGACAGACGUAACAACACCCAAACCAUCUACCACGGAUAUACCCGCUACUCCAGGUGUAAUAACAGAUAUACCAUCUACAACAGGUGUAAUAAUAGAUAUACCGUCUACUUCAGGUGUAACAACAGACAUAACCCCAACUACAGAUAUAACAGACACGCCUACUACUACAGGUGUAACAAACGCCCCAUCUACGAUGCAUAUAGAGGUAAUAACAGACAUACCAUCUACGACCAAAGUAACAACAGACACACCCCCUACUACCGGUGUAACAGCUGACACACGUCCUAUUACAGACGUAACAGACGUUCCAUUUACGACAGAUUUUACAACAGACAUACCCCCUACUACAGGUGUAACAGCGGACACACCUCCUACUACAGAUGUAACAAACACCCCAUCUACGAUAGGUGUAAUAACAGAUAUACCAUCUACGCCAGAUGCAAAAACACUCAAACAAUCUACCUCAGAUAUAACAACGGAUAUGCCAUUGACCUCAGAUAUACCAUAUUCGAUAGUGGAAACAACAGAUAUACCAUCUACCAGAUAUGUAACAAAACACGUACCAUCUACCACAAGUGUAACAACAAGUAUAACAUCUUCGAAAGAAUUAGAUGUAACAACACAAAUAUCAUCAGGGGUAAUAACAGAAAUAUCAUCCACAACAAUUGCAUAG
This is a messenger RNA of Patella vulgata (common limpet), 888 nucleotides long. Its product is annotated as integumentary mucin A.1-like. NCBI's taxonomy places the organism in Eukaryota, Metazoa, Mollusca, Gastropoda, Patellidae. The record is from RefSeq and is a predicted model, not a curated record. The transcript has 6 exons. Bases 1 to 888 code for a protein of 295 amino acids.